This is a messenger RNA of Vicia villosa (hairy vetch), 1173 nucleotides long. Its product is annotated as F-box/kelch-repeat protein At3g23880-like. The record is from RefSeq and is a predicted model, not a curated record. Gene Ontology annotation, molecular function: protein binding. Bases 1 to 1173 code for a protein of 390 amino acids. The transcript has a single exon. NCBI's taxonomy places the organism in Eukaryota, Viridiplantae, Streptophyta, Magnoliopsida, Fabales, Fabaceae.
AUGACGGCAGUUUCUUCUUCUUCUCUGCCACUGACAGAGAAAACAGCCUCAAUGAAAAUGUCCAAAACCCUUACACUGCCGCAUCUCCCAUUGGAUGUUGUAUCAGAAAUACUGUGUAGACUAUCCGUGAAACAACUCCUUCAACUCUGUUGCGUCUGUAAAUCAUGGAAUUCUCUUAUCUCUCUUGAUUACAGUUUCGCAAGGAAGCAACUCAUGUUGUCAACCCCCAACAAAGACCGCCAUCACCUCAUCCAAUCCUCUAUUAAAUCUUAUCAUGAGUUCCUUCUAAUUCACUCCCCAAUCUCCUCUUUUUUCACCAUUGAUCCCAUUGUUACGGUCAAUCAGCUUAGGCACACUCUAAAAAUGCUUAUUGAUAAUAGAGGCAGUGUUGUGCAAAUUUCUACUUGUGACGGCAUCCUCUGUUUUGUGAUAACUGGAUCUCGAGCUGUUUUGUAUAAUCCUUUCACUAGAAAAUCCAAAAUAUUGCCUCCUUUGAAUGCUUCAAAAUUAAGGAAUUUUCAAAACUUAUUUACCUUAGUGUAUGAUCGUAUCACUCGUAAUUAUAAGAUUAUUGCUGUUACUUUUGGUAAUAGCAAACACCAAGUUAACAUUCACACUUUGGGUACCCAUCAUUGGAGAAGAGUUCAGGACUUUCCAUGUUCUUGUCUCCAUUGUACACCUGGAAUAUUUGUGAAUGAUACUCUUAAUUGGUUGGCAUAUGAUCAUAAUUUACCUGAAGUUAUUGUUUCUCUUGAUUUAGAGAAGGAGUCGUAUCAAAAGCUUUCACCCCCUCUUUAUGAUGAUGAUGAUACAGGAUUCGAACGUUCCGUUGACUUGGGGACAUUGAGGGGUUGUUUAUCCAUCCUUUCUUAUAGGUACAAGUUUUCUAAUGUUUGGAUAAUGAAGGAAUAUGGGAAUGAAAAAUCUUGGACUAAAUUGUUUAGUGUUCCUCACCCGGAACAAGGUAUAGGUAGUUUUUAUUUCUAUAAGAAUGUGUUAUAUGUUUCAGAGGAUAAUCAAUUGCUAAUGGAGUUUUAUAACAAUGGGGAACAUGGUUUGGUUGUCUAUGAUUCUACAAAUAAUACUUUUAGUAAUCCUAAAAUGCAAAACAAUGUCAAUGAUCAUAAGGUGGCACCACAUUUUUAUGUUGAGAGUUUGAUAUCUCCUUUCUAG